This is a messenger RNA of Halichondria panicea, 1382 nucleotides long. RefSeq lists its product as uncharacterized. The transcript has 2 exons. Bases 90 to 1283 code for a protein of 397 amino acids. Lineage: Eukaryota; Metazoa; Porifera; Demospongiae; Suberitida; Halichondriidae. The record is from RefSeq and is a predicted model, not a curated record.
GAGCAAAGGGGGGUGGGGCUGGUAAGUACAUAUAUAGUAGUAUAGCUAGAGAAAGGCAACGCAUAGAAUCUAACUGGUGAUAGACAGAAAUGGGAGGCUGUGCAUCAAAGCAAACCGACGAUGAGCGGUACAUGGGGACAGCUACCAGUGAUACAAGCCCGUUCAGCUCCCUCUUUGAUCUGCACAAAGCUGUCUGCAAAGUGGGUGUUGAACAAUCAUGGGGCUUUGGCUUCUUGUGCAAGUUUCCCCUGGAGAAUGAUCCAGAGAACUUUGUGUAUGGUAUACUGACUAACAACUACACUCUGGGUUCCAAUGAGCUUCAGUCUGGUCAAGUUACACUAUCUUUUGUGACAAAUGUUGCCGGAGAGAAGAGAUCUUUCGAAACUCGGAUGGAUCCACAGAUGCGAUUUCGUUUCACAUGCCCUAUGUUUGAUGCCACAUUCAUUCACAUCACAGAGACAGAGGUGGAUCAACUGAAGAAACACAAGCGACUGUUUCUAACGCUCUCCACCGACUGGGAGGGAGUUCGAGGGGAAGAGGUGUUAGUCAUACAGCAGCAAUCUGGAAACAAGACCCGGUUUGCCAAUGGUACCUUUCUUCGCUACAACGGAUUUGACAUCUUACACACUAGCUCCUCUGAUGUUGGCUCUUGGGGUUCCCCUCUUGCAUUGCGUGAUGGGAAAGUGAUCGGGCUUCACAAACGAAAAGCACCUCAAAAUACCAGCCAGUAUGACGUUGCUCUCUCUUCAAAAGUUCUUGUAGAGGCUCUUCGAAUGCACUGCUACAGCGCUAGACCUGGAGUCAAGCUAGUUUCCAAUCCCGUCCGAUUCAACCCCGACUCUGAGCUGAGAAUUGUCGAGCAUGGCUUAGCAAAGUGUGCGUCCAUCGAUAAUAAGAGCCUCAUCUUUGUGAGCCCCAUGGAUGAAGAUGAUAAGGAUGAAGAGGAAAUUGAAGCUGACGACAAAGGAUUUGCCCGUCCCAAGCCUCCGAAACUUGAUGCAAACUCCCGAGCAUACACCGUCACAGGUGGUCUGGAAGAAGAAACUCAAAAGGUGUCCGUUGACACGAGCAUAUACGUAUCGCCUCUCUGGUAUACGCCGACGAGCCAUGGUUGGUACUGGACACCCACUGACCCCUUCGACCGCUCAAAGGAGACUAAUUGGAUGUCAACAACCACCCGAUACGUUGUGGGAGGAGCUCAACAGCAUGGCAAGAAGAUGCUCAAGAAAGAUGUUGAAGUAGGUCGGUGGUUAAGAAGCACAGGUGGAAUACAAAAGAACUGAUAGACAUAAUUAUGUAGUAAUGUAACAAAACCCCAAAACUUGUUUAUAUAAUUAUAUAUUUGAUUUUAAUUUUUACAUGGAAAAGGUUUUACAUUUUUA